Molecule: messenger RNA, 1142 nt
Organism: Thlaspi arvense
Lineage: Eukaryota; Viridiplantae; Streptophyta; Magnoliopsida; Brassicales; Brassicaceae
Source: the annotation of a GenBank genome assembly
GACAAAGUGGUUUUUAGUCCACAGAAAUGUAGUAGCAAGAAACUAUAGUGAAAUUGCUUUUUGAGGCAGACAAAGUGGACACUUGUAAGUUGUGAGUUGAAUCUUCUCUCAGUCUCACCCUUUGGCGUGUGUGUGUGGCCAAAAAUGUAGUGAAAAACAGAGUACGUUGGUAGGGAAGAGGGAGACAGAGAGACAGAGAAGAGAUCUUAUCCAUGGCGGCUAUUGCUAGUCUCCAAGCAAUUCAUCUGAAUUUCGGACGACGUGGCAUCACUCGAUGUGGAAUCGCGGAGCCGAGCGGAGAGCCAGCUCCGAUGGGUCAGAAGACAAGAUACGACGAUGGUUUGGCUGCGAGAGUGUUCAUGGGGCUGUUCGCGAGGAAGAUGGACAAGUUUGGUGGGUCCAAGACUAAGAAGAACAACAAGAACGAGAAAGGGUUUUGGGAAUACGACUACGAGAGCUUCGUGGAGGUUUCGAAGAGAGUGAUGCAGGGACGAUCCAGAGUUCAGCAGCAAGAAGCCGUGAGGGAGGUUCUUCUCUCAAUGCUUCCACCUGGCGCUCCUGAACAGUUUCGUAAACUGUUCCCACCGACGAAAUGGGCUUCUGAGUUCAACGCAGCUCUUACGGUGCCUUUCUUUCACUGGUUGGUUGGUCCUUCUGAGGUCAUAGAAGUUGAAGUGAAUGGUGUGAAACAGAGAAGUGGUGUUCGUAUAAAGAAAUGCAGGUAUCUUGAGAACAGUGGGUGUGUAGGAAUGUGUGUGAAUAUGUGCAAGAUCCCAACUCAAGAUUUCUUCACCAAUGAGUUUGGCCUCCCACUCACCAUGAACCCAAAUUUUGAAGAUAUGAGCUGUGAGAUGAUAUACGGACAAGUGCCUCCGGCUUUUGAAGAGGAUCCAGCCACAAAGCAACCUUGCUUAGCAGACAUAUGUUCUAUGUCCAAUCCAAGCUCCCCGAUCUGCCCUAAACUACAAGCAUGAGUGGCAUUGGAUCAGCAAGAUUUGCUAUCUCCAAGAGAAUAUACAUUUAUACAUACUUUUUUUCCCAAAACACAUACACAUAAAAAGUCAGACAAUGUAGAGUUGUGAAAGAAUCUGAUAAUAAACUUGAGCUUACUCGUCUCUCUCUGUGUAUCAGUUUGUUUAUUU